UCUGCCUGCCUGCUUUCGAGAUCUGAAAUCCUUCGUGGAAGGGAAUUGCCUCCUUUCGGGAGCCAGGCUUUGCAAAUCAGAGAAUCAGGAAGAGAGAAAGGGAGGGAGAGAGCGAGAGCGCCUGAGAGAGCAGAGAAGCGGCAAGAAGAAGGGAGAGGGAGAGAGAGAAAGAAGGAAGAACGUAAGACUACAGGAUGAAAUUCAUCACCGCAUUCUACUUGUUUCCUCUGUUCCCAGCGCUGGUCUUCAGCACCAGGGCUAUGAAGAGCUGGAAAGACAACUGAAAGAAGUGUUCAAGGAAAGAAGCAAUAUUCUCCGACAGCUGUCAAAGACUUCCAGGGAACUUGAUGGAAUUAAAGUUAAUCUUCAGUCUUUGAAAAAUGAUGAAGCAUCAGCUAAGAGUGAUGUUCAGAAGCUUCUGGAAUUAGGCAAAAAACAAAGGGAAGAAAUGAAGUCUCUCCAGGAGGCCUUUCAAAAGCAACUUAAUGAGGCAGCUGAGAAAGCAGAAAAGCAGCAGGCUACAAUUAAUUUUUUAAAGACUGAAAUGGAAAGAAAGAGCAAAAUGAUCCGAGAUCUCCAAAAUGAGAAUAAAAGCUUGAAAAACAAGCUGCUGUCAGGAAACAAGUUAUGUGGAAUCCAUGCUGAAGAGUCCAAAAAGAUCCAAGCCCAAUUGAAGGAGCUGCGCUAUGGAAAAAAGGACUUGAUUUUCAAGGCACAACAGCUAACAGAUUUGGAGCAAAAACUAGCAGUUGCUAAAGAUGAAUUGGAGAAAGCAGCUCUUGAUAAGGAGUCCCAGUUGAAAGCUUUGAAGGAGACUGUCCAGCUCUGCCUCACAUCAGUUUUACGCAAUCAACCUCCAGCUAUGAGCCUAAUACCAUCUAAACUAACUGAGAGGAGACUGCCAUCACCUAGUAUAAAUGACUCAAAAGUUCCAGUUGCUGUGACAAGUAAAAAGGCUGAACCUACCGUCCUGGGAGAUAAAAGAACUCUUCAAGUUGAAUCGCCAAAAGAAGAGCCAAGUACCAAGUGUGAUUCUCCAGAUGGUGGCAAGAUCUGUGCAGUUAACCACAACUCUACUAAUGUGAACAAGACCACGGAAUUGGAUCCCGUCCUGCAGAAGCUGCACACGCCUCCUCAGUCUAAGCUGGAGAUCCCACAAUCAGAAGAGAAAAACCAGAAGAUUUCCAAAGGCAUUGCAAAUACAGAAGAAAAAACACUGUAGGCUUCUUCAAGAAGUUGUGCUGCAAAUGUCCAUUUGCUAGUGUCUUCACAUUAUUUUUAGUCCAGAGGCAUGACAAACGUACUAAGUUUCUAGAGCAUGCAUCUUUUCCACUAUUUUAUGUAUGUUUGUAAAGUAGCCGAAAAAAUUUCCGAAAUCCAACAUGCCAUUUACUAUCCUUUAGCAAUAAUCUAUUUGAAAUCGAUAUUCACAGAAAUGCUUUUGUAAAAGAGUCCAGUUUUUUAAAACAUUAUGCUGUCUGGAUCAGUAACUUGCUUAUUAUAAAAUAGUCAGUUUUGUACACUAACACCAUUUCAAAGUUUGUUUUGUUGCCUGAUUUUUUUCUCUAUCAUUAUUCUUUUCUGGGAUAGGCUUUGAUGACUACAUGGAAAUAAAGAACACUCUUUUCAUUAA
Molecule: messenger RNA, 1633 nt
Organism: Antechinus flavipes (yellow-footed antechinus)
Lineage: Eukaryota; Metazoa; Chordata; Mammalia; Dasyuromorphia; Dasyuridae
Gene: LUZP2
Product: leucine zipper protein 2
Exons: 12
Coding region: 449-1222 (257 amino acids)
Source: RefSeq, a predicted model, not a curated record